This is a messenger RNA of Lontra canadensis (Northern American river otter), 2795 nucleotides long. RefSeq names its product proprotein convertase subtilisin/kexin type 7 (gene PCSK7). The transcript has 17 exons. Gene Ontology annotation, molecular function: serine-type endopeptidase activity. Gene Ontology annotation, cellular component: Golgi membrane; trans-Golgi network. The coding region runs from base 235 to 2598 and encodes 787 amino acids. Gene Ontology annotation, biological process: protein processing. Lineage: Eukaryota; Metazoa; Chordata; Mammalia; Carnivora; Mustelidae. The record is from RefSeq and is a predicted model, not a curated record.
GUUGCGCCGCCCGGCGGAAGUGAUGCUACUGUCACUGGCUCCCCGGGCUCCCGGGAAGCCGCGAGUUUCCGCAGGGAGGCGGCGGCAGCAGCUGCGGCCGGGCCGUUCUGCAGUCUGUGCUCAGAACCGCCACUCCACAAGACAAAUGCCUUGUCUCCAUUUGCACAAAAUGAGUGUGAGGUGGUUAGCCAGACCAGGAGCUCAACCUCGCACAGAGCCCAGCCUGCUGCUCUGAUGCCGAAGGGGAGGCGGAAAGUGCCACACUUGGAUGCCCCCCUGGGCCUACCCACCUGCCUCUGGCUGGAGUUGGCCGGGCUAUUCUUACUGGUUCCCUGGGUCAUGGGCCUGGCAGGGAUCGAUGGGCCCGGAGCCCAGGGUCCAGGGGGGCUAAGCUGGGCCGUGCACCUGGACAGCCUGGAAGGCGGCCGUCCGGAAGAGACUCUGGAGCAGCAGGCAGAUGCCUUGGCCCAGGCAGCGGGGCUGCUGAAUGCUGGGCGCAUCGGGGAGCUGCGGGGGUACUACCUCCUUGUCCAGCCGGCGGGGCAGCAGCAGGGACAGCUGGCGGAGGCUGUGCGACGGCAGGCGGAGGCCGUGUUAGCCAGGCACGAGGCUGUGCGCUGGCACUCAGAGCAGAGGCUGCUCAAGCGGGCCAAGCGCAGCGUCCACUUCAACGACCCCAAGUACCCGCAGCAGUGGCACCUGAAUAACAGGCGGAGCCCUGGCAGGGACAUCAAUGUGACAGGUGUAUGGGAACGCAAUGUCACGGGGCGAGGGGUGACGGUGGUGGUGGUGGAUGACGGAGUGGAACAUACCAUCCAGGACAUCGCACCCAACUACAGCCCUGAGGGCAGCUAUGACCUCAACUCCAACGACCCUGACCCAAUGCCACACCCAGACGCGGAGAAUGGCAACCACCAUGGCACGAGGUGUGCGGGAGAGAUUGCCGCCGUGCCCAACAACAGCUUCUGUGCCGUCGGAGUGGCCUACGGGAGCCGCAUAGCAGGUAUCCGGGUCCUGGACGGGCCCCUCACGGACAGCAUGGAGGCCGUGGCGUUCAACACACACUACCAGAUCAACGACAUCUACAGCUGCAGCUGGGGACCAGAUGAUGAUGGGAAGACAGUGGAUGGCCCCCACCAGCUUGGAAAGGCUGCCUUGCAACACGGGGUGAUUGCUGGCCGCAGGGGCUUUGGGAGCAUCUUUGUGGUGGCCAGCGGCAAUGGCGGUCAGCACAAUGACAACUGCAACUACGACGGCUACGCCAACUCCAUCUACACCGUCACCAUAGGCGCUGUGGACGAGGAGGGACGGAUGCCUUUCUAUGCCGAGGAGUGUGCCUCCAUGCUGGCGGUCACCUUCAGUGGUGGGGACAAGAUGCUCCGAAGCAUUGUGACCACGGACUGGGACCUUCAGAAGGGCACAGGCUGCACCGAGGGCCACACGGGGACUUCGGCCGCGGCCCCCCUCGCAGCGGGCAUGAUAGCGCUGAUGCUGCAGGUGCGGCCGUGCCUCACGUGGCGGGAUGUCCAACACAUCAUUGUCUUCACAGCCACGCAGUAUGAGGAUCGCCGUGCCGACUGGGUCACCAACGAGGCUGGCUUCAGCCACAGCCACCAGCACGGAUUCGGCCUGCUCAAUGCCUGGAGGCUCGUCAACGCAGCCAAGAUCUGGACCUCUGUCCCUUACUUAGCUUCCUAUGUCAGCCCUGUGUUAAAAGAGAACAAGGCUAUCCCGCUGUCCCCCCACUCACUGGAGGUCCUGUGGAAUGUCAGCAGGACGGACCUGGAGAUGUCGGGGCUGAAGACGCUAGAGCACGUGGCAGUGACAGUCUCCAUCACUCACCCACGCCGUGGCAGCUUGGAACUGAAACUGUUUUGCCCCAGUGGCAUGAUGUCCCUUAUCGGCGCGCCCCGCAGCAUGGACUCAGACCCAAAUGGCUUCAAUGAUUGGACCUUCUCCACUGUGCGGUGCUGGGGGGAAAGAGCGAAGGGGAUUUACAGACUUGUGAUCAGGGAUGUAGGAGACGAGACGCUCCAGGCUGGCGUCCUCCGGCAGUGGCAGCUGACCCUCUACGGCUCUGUGUGGAGUCCAGUGGACAUCAGGGACAGGCAAAGACUAUUAGAAAGUGCCAUGAGUGGAAAAUACCUGCAUGACGGCUUCACUCUGCCCUGCCCUCCUGGGCUGAAAAUCCCCGAGGAAAAUGGUUACACCAUCACCCCUAACACCCUCAAGACUCUGGUGCUGGUAGGCAGUUUUACCAUCUUCUGGACCGUGUACUACAUGCUGGAAAUCUAUCUGAGCCAGAGGAAUGUGGCCUCUCACCGAGUUGGCAGGAGUGGACCCUGCCACUGGCCCCAACGAAGCCAAAAAGCCAGGGAAGAGGGGACAGAGCUAGAAUCAGUGCCACUUUGCAACAGCAAGGAUCCAGAUGGAGUGGAGACAGAAAGUGAGGGCCCUCCCACCACCUCUGAUCUCCUUGCCCCAGACCUGCUGGAUCCAGGGGCCUGGGGCCUAUCCCAGGACAGGAGUACCCUGAACUGCCCUCAUCGUCACUUAGCCCCAGACCUGCUGCAGGGGAAGGAGGAACAGAUUUGCUGACCCAAGGCCCAACAGGCUCAACAUGGGACAGGCUCUUCCUUCCCAAAGCUGGGGAAGCUUGGAAGCCUGCUCUGAAGUCUCAGGAGCCCAGGAGAGAAGGCGGCCUGAUGCUCCCAUCAGGAAUCCACAGGCUGGAGAGCACCCUCUGACUACGUUCAGGGCGGCCGAGGGCCUUCUUAAGGUGCAGCGACAGAGGA